GCGGUUUGCGUGCUUUGCGCGCACUUUACGGCACAGAUAAUGUAUUUAGAUGGCGCGCAGGGCGGUGGCCGGUGCAUGAAUGAUCAAAGGUUUUUUAAAGAUUCAGGAGGCGGUGCGUGCGCUGUAUUUACUCUGGACAGCCCCGCCCUGCAACAUGACAUAGAAAACUGCAAGGAGCCAGUGGAGGGAUGAAACAGAGGAAGGAGAUGUAGCAGACAGCCGCAGACGCACGACUCCUCUUUGAGCUUACACCUCUGUAGCAUCAUCACUUUGCCCGUCUCCCCCGGGCUCAUUUGUGCUGCGUCGGAGCUUCAUGGCCGCAACAUUGACGAUGAACGGCGGCGGGGGGCAGGAGGAGCCCUUCUACACGCUCCAAAAGUCUGCUCUACCGGCGGCUUUUCCUCUGGAGGACUCCGCGCUGUUCGGCUUGGACUCCAAGAUCGCGGACACGGACAAGAGCAGCCAAAACGACUACUCGCAGACAAAGUGUGAGCUGGACAGGUAUCUCUCCUUUCUUCAGCCGUCAGGAGACGGCCAGCAAAAACCCACCCGAGAGCCCGUGUCUGUGAUGGACCAGUUCUUCAGUGACGAUCAGACUGGUGCCCCCUACACUCUCAACAUGAACCUGUAUCUCCAGGACGUGGCCUAUUUGAGAAUGGGCUUGUGUCAGCAGGUACGGCUGCCUCAGGACCAAAACCACUCCACUGUGCCCCAAAUCAAAACAGAGCCCACUGCCCAGUGCUUCUCAGCUCACCUCCCCCCUCAAUGUCCAAGCAGCACCAGUAACUGCAGCCCCGGACAUGCUGCCAGUGGGAUGUCUAUGGACAUGACAGGUUUACCAGACUUUAGUGUUUUUAACAACUCUCGAAAUGUUUGCAGCGGUUCAGGCUCCGAGGUGUUUAUUAAACAAGAAAUGCCCCCUCAGUUUGAACACACUCUCCACGACAAUGGCAGCUCUCUGUUUCAGCUUCUGAACUCCGGCCUGGAACAUCACCAUGGAAACAUUAUGGAACAUCAUCAUUCUCAAAUGCCCACAGGACCCUCACCUAUUCACACACCUUACCACGAAGAGCAGACUACGAAGCCUGCUUAUUGUGGCCUUAACAACGGGUCAUACACACGUCCUGGUGCCCACACUCAUCCCCGUUUCCUUCAGCAACCAGCUUACCUGCCCCCCUCCCCACCCAGCUCCGAGCCUGGCAGUCCUGACAGACAAAAAGAGCUGCUCCACACAUUGUCUCCCCCUCCAUCAUACGCUGCCUCCAUCGCCUCCAAGCUUGCAGGGAGCAGCCCUGGCCUGGGCCACAGCCCUGGUGCUAACUUACCCCUGCCCCAUCACUCUCCUGUCCCUGGGCCCGCUUCAUCAGGAGCUCCCCAAGCACCACAAAGCACUCCAGCUCCCUCUCAGACUACCAUGCCAGUAAGAUAUAACCGGCGGAACAACCCUGAUCUUGAGAAAAGAAGGAUUCACCAUUGUGAUUACCCAGGCUGCAAGAAGGUUUACACCAAGUCAUCGCAUCUGAAAGCCCACCUCAGAACGCACACGGGUGAGAAGCCAUACAGGUGCACAUGGGACAGCUGUGACUGGCGCUUUGCUCGCUCUGACGAACUCACACGACAUUACAGGAAACACACAGGAGCCAAACCUUUUCAAUGUGCUGUGUGCUCGCGCUCCUUCUCCCGCUCGGACCACCUCGCCCUGCACAUGAAGAGGCACCAGAACUAGUGUUGCUGACAUCACCGUCCCCGGUGCUGCUAUCAUAAUACUAGAACUGUUGAUCUUAAUCCAAAAUGGAAGUUUAGGAACAAUAAAAAUUGCCAGAUUGACUUCUAGGCUCUUAAUUUGUAGAUACGUUUGCUUUUGCAAUACUACCGGUCAAAGCAAAUCGUAUCACCAUAUGUCUCCAUAGACUGUUUUUAUGACUGGAAUGAAAGCACUUGCAUAUUUUGUAUAUUUUAAUUUUGAUCAGGCUUUUUUAUUUUUUUAUAUUAAAAAAAGAAAAAAAAAAUUAUCAGACUAGCCAAACCAAAUCUUUGUUUACCUUCAGGUUUGUCAGUUUGUUUAAAUAACUGGAAAAUUCAAAUAUCUAUAUUUUCCUUUGGUUUGCACUAAAAUCUGUAAUUACAUAGGCCUUGUUGAUACUCAAGUUCCUCCUUCACCAGUGAAUGAUCAUUAUCACUACUGGACUGAAUUUCACGAGAGCACUCAAAUCACCCCACAGCAGAUGUAAAUCACUGUUGUUCUGAUAUUAAAAAUUGAAGGCUUUGAUACUCAGGAGAGAAUGAGAGACAGGGAAGGGAGUUCGGAAGGGGAGAGCUCAGAGUGGGAAAGAUUUUUGAUUUUAGAUGGAUAUGAGGAUGAUUGAGAAGCAAGAGGGAGAGCGAGAUGGUUAAGAGCAGCAAUUAGCGAUUAAUUAUUUAGUUUGUCUUUCAAUAGAUGGGAACACUGGGAAAAUGUCAACAGAAACCUUAGACAUACAGUCUUCAAACCACUGAUAUAAUUGAGAUCCCAAAAUCAUUCAGAUACGUUCUACAGUCUCAAAUCAAAUGUAAUCCAGCUCGUACUAUUGCAUGUCUGUGCAAUAGGAGUACUGUAGAUUAGGAGCUAUACAUUAUCGCUGUUAAUUGAAUUGUUGGAAGUAUUUAAUGUUGCAAGAUGGCAAUGAUCACGUUAUGCAAUGUGAAAGCCUCUCCUAUCUCCUGUUGAUGUAUGGAGAUUAUUAACAAAAGAAGGGACUAUUUUAAAGAAAAUAGCGUUUACUGUAGUUUUUUUUUUUUUUUUUUAGUUUUCUUUUUGUUUUAAACCAAAGUAUCAUCUCAUGCAUCAAGAACUUUUAAGUGCCUCCCGUGUUUCUGUGGAGUGGUAGCAGAUUUGAGAGGAUUAAAAAAAACGUGGUGCUGUAAAGUAGUGGCUAUAGGUUAUUCGUUCAUCCUGGUACGAACUUGGUGCAAUUUGUUAAAUGUUCAUUGCAUUUCUAAUGAGUAGAUAAAAAUGACUGUCUACUAACUUGUAUUGGGUUUUUGUGGGCCAAUCUGAAAUGGACAGCUAAUUGUGUAGUUUGGGUCCCCAUUAAACUGUACAUGUUUCUUCACUGCAGGUAGUAUAAAGACAAUAUCGCACUGUAAUGUUUAUUAAUAAAUCUGAUUAUUUAUUUGAUAGUGUAGAAGUGGGGGUGCAUCAGAUCCACUGUCUUUCUCCCUAGCAAAAUGCCUUAAUGUAAAUAUAUGCACUGUAAAUACUAUUGAUUUUGUUUAAGCUCUUUUGUCAUAUGAUUUUCUAAACAAAAGGGCAAAAGUUAAAACUGCCCUGCAUCCAAAAAUUUGAGCCCUAUUUUGUCUUUUUCUUGUCUAAAAUAUUUUGAUGCCAUUGUUUUAUAUUGUCCUUAAAGCAAUUUAUUUUGUAGAUUCUCUUCUUCCAUGGUAAACGUUCCAAAGACAAAAGUUGUUUUUCAUCAACUGAGUGAAUCUGAUCCUAAUAAAGUCAACUGACACUUUUUA
Messenger RNA from Periophthalmus magnuspinnatus, 3498 nucleotides. It is a transcript of the gene klf5a, whose product is annotated as Kruppel-like factor 5a. Gene Ontology annotation, molecular function: DNA-binding transcription factor activity, RNA polymerase II-specific; RNA polymerase II cis-regulatory region sequence-specific DNA binding. The transcript has 4 exons. Lineage: Eukaryota; Metazoa; Chordata; Actinopteri; Gobiiformes; Gobiidae. The record is from RefSeq and is a predicted model, not a curated record. Gene Ontology annotation, biological process: regulation of transcription by RNA polymerase II. The coding region runs from base 314 to 1726 and encodes 470 amino acids.